UGAGGCACCAGAAAGGAUUUAUAGGAAGUACUUUGCUGCAACCUCAGCAUUGCUCUAACAAAACUUUUUUUUUUUUUUUUUUUUCCCCUGUUGCAAUCAGCCCACUAAAAAAAACAAGCAGGCCACAUGGUAUCUGCAUGGCUGAGAAACAUGAUUUGGCUUGUGCCUUUGCAACACUUUGAUGUUUUGAGGCUGCCAUAAAAUAUUUAUUUUUGCAUCUGCUCGGUGGGACAAGAUCUUGAUAACACACAUUACUGUGAGUACUCAAUGCUGGCAGAACAUUUAAAGCACAAUGGAUUGUUUUUAUGACCAACAAGUUCCUUACGUGUUACCUGGGAAGUCUUGUCUUGAGGAAUGUCGGGAUCGACCAGUUAAUGAUCGGAAAAGGAGAUUUUUGGACACAGAUUUAGCACAUGAUUCAGAAGAAUUAUUUCAGGAUCUUAGCAAGCUGCAAGAAGCAUGGUUAAUUGAAGCUCAAGUACCUGAUGAUGAACAGUUUGUUCCAGAUUUUCAGUCAGAUAAUUUAAUUCUUCAUGGACCAUCACCUGCAAAAAUUAAGCGAGAAGUUCAUAGUCCAUCCUCUGAGCUGACCUCCUGCAACCACGGUGCUCCUGCUCCUUAUGGAGAAAAGUGCCUCUACAACUCUAGUGCCUAUUUAAGGAAGCCCCAUGCUGGGCUAAAGCCAUUGAGUUCUCCACACACCUCUGCAUCUCCUGCACUUCCCCUGCCUGUUUCGGCACCAUCCAUGCCGAUGUCUGUCCCAGUUUCCCCUGCUCCUGUGCAUAUUGAGCAGAAACAGACAUUUGCUGUUCCACAACCACCUCAUCAGCCUGCACAGUUGCCAAAGAAUAUCCAAGAAAACCAGUAUUCACCAGAUCACAAAUUUCACAGGCAAAUGUCUGAACCAUGUUCGUCUUUCUCUCGAUAUUCUGGCGUAACGGAAACGCGACCAGUUUACCACAGACAGAUGUCUGAUCCUGUCACUGCACCAUCACAGCUACCAUCUCAUCAAGUGUUUAAACAAGAGUAUCAUGAUCCCCAAUACGAGCAAGGAAUCAAUGGCCCAUCCAGACGUGCUUUCCACUCUCCUUUGGGAAUUAAGCAAGAACCUCAGGAUUACAGUAUUGAAUCAGAAGUGCCUAACUGUCAAUCUUCCUAUGCAGGAGUGAGAAGCUAUUUUCAGAGUGAAACAGAAGGGUUUCCCUUUGAAAGUAAUGCUCGGCUAUUUUAUGAUGAUACCUGUGUUGUGCCUGAAAGAUUGGAUGGGGCUAAAGUGAAACAGGAGUCCACCUUUUACAGAGAAGGACCACCGUACCAACGCAGAGGAUCUCUUCAGCUUUGGCAAUUUCUAGUUACCCUCCUUGAUGAUCCAGGCAAUUCUCACUUUAUUGCGUGGACUGGCAGAGGCAUGGAAUUCAAACUUAUUGAACCUGAAGAGGUUGCAAGACGGUGGGGGAUGCAGAAGAACCGACCAGCAAUGAACUAUGAUAAACUAAGCAGAUCUCUGCGCUAUUAUUAUGAAAAGGGCAUUAUGCAGAAGGUGGCGGGUGAGCGGUACGUGUAUAAAUUUGUAUGUGACCCAGAAGCACUUUUUACUAUGGCUUUUCCAGACAAUCAGCGGCAUUAUAUAAAGACAGAAACAGACUGCCCUGCGACUGAAGAUGACACUUUACCUCUAACCCACUUUGAAGACAACUCCGCUUACUUACUGGACUUGGAAAAGUGCAAAAAUCCUGCAUAUACAGAUGACUUUUUCCUAUUAACUCAGGAGAGACAAUAAAUAAACACUCCCAAGAUACUGGUUCUUGGAAACAUGACUGGUAUUUCCGCAUUGUGCGAAGAGAUAUGGAUGUGGUGUUUCAUUGAAACUGAUCAUAUAAUCUAUUUUGUUGCUUUUUGUUUCUUCUAAUAGCUCAGAUUAGUGAGUGCUGUAAUCCAGUGACAACUGUCUGUUGUGGAUUUUUUGGCGCAUACAUGAAAAUUCACUUGCAAGAUAAUUCUGCAUUGGUGAUCUGCACAAAACACAUCCAGAAUUUUAAGAAGAUAUUGCUUACUUUUUUUUGUUAGACUGAGACAAAAAAAUGUUUUGACAAUCUCUGUUGAAGACAGUACUUGUAGAUGCCUUUUUUUACCCUAUAAGGGAAUAAUUAUGCACAGACUAUUACUUUUAAAAGGGAAAGUAAAACAAAAGAUUUUGUAAAGGCGUAAAUGAAUCUUUGGGAUAUCUGAUGUGUAUAUAGCUUGAAAAAUAUAAACAUUUGAUAAAAAAACAAAGGGCAUUCUUAUGUUUAAAAACAUGCUCAGAUUCUUAAAUGUAAUAUGGACUCAUGCAUAAACUUUACUGAUUUACAAAGCAGGCUCUGCUGAUCAUAUUUUCAGGAUCUUUUAGAAUUUAAGACCAUGUUUUCAUUAAAUGUUGUAAAUUUAGUACAAUUCUAACAUUCUUUCAGUAGUUUUGCUAAAUGGGCUAACAUACUUUUCCUGUUUUGUGUGUGCGUGGUUUUUUUUGUUUUUUUUAAUAUUACUCUUUGAAAAUCUAUACCAUCUAUAUUUUGCACAUUUUUAAGUUAAACUUAUCUCCGAAUGCAAAAAAAAAAGAAAAAAAAAGUUACCAUGCAACCUGCAUGGUCAACUUGUUUUUUGCACAGUUAUUGAAAAUAAAUAUAUACUAAAUUGCUUAUAUGAUUCUAUUGGCGUACCUGUAUGUAAAGGUUAAGUGAGCUUUAAAAAUCGGUACGUUGAACCAGUUUUUAUGCUGCCAGCUGCCUGGUAAACUUGUGUUAGAUUUCUGUAAAUGAAAGUAACUUUUAAAUGUAUAUUUUUACAGUAUUUUAAUGAACACUUCUUUCUGUUUUCAAAUAUUUCCAUCACUUUUAAAGUUUGACAAUUUUACGGUUUAUUAAAUAAAAACCUAUUUCAGCUUAUUAGAUUUUGUUACUGUAAAUUAUAUAUGUUUGCUUUUUUUGAUGGAAAACAUUAUAGAUGAAGCAUUUAAGAAUGUGUUUUGCUUCUUUUUUUUUUCCUGUGCAUUGAAGUUGAUGGUAGAAAAAUGCAUGGCACAUUGUUAUUCAAUGUUAAUCAUUACGCAUGUUAUAUUAGGGUAAAUAAUGAUGCAUAUUCACACAAACCUAAAUAUGUCAUGUACUAUGUACAAUAAAGUUUUUAUUUUUCUCUGUGA
Messenger RNA from Bombina bombina (fire-bellied toad), 3178 nucleotides. RefSeq names its product ETS variant transcription factor 5 (gene ETV5). Gene Ontology annotation, cellular component: nucleus. Bases 293 to 1780 code for a protein of 495 amino acids. NCBI's taxonomy places the organism in Eukaryota, Metazoa, Chordata, Amphibia, Anura, Bombinatoridae. The record is from RefSeq and is a predicted model, not a curated record. Gene Ontology annotation, molecular function: sequence-specific DNA binding; DNA-binding transcription factor activity, RNA polymerase II-specific. Gene Ontology annotation, biological process: regulation of transcription by RNA polymerase II; cell differentiation. The transcript has 13 exons.